UUUAAGCUAGUACAUCUCAACACCUUGGCUACAAAGACAAGUCUCACAUUAAAUUCACAAUGAAUAUAACAUCAUUUUCUAAUGAUUGAUUUCAUAUAUACAAAGAAAUCUCUGUUUAAUAUUGGUUAAACCAACUUAUAUGAGUAUCAGCACGUAUGAUAUAUACAGAAACACGUUUACCAUGAUGUACAAAGACACAAAACCUAGUCUCUUGAUAAAUGGAAAAACAGUUGUAUGAUAUGGUCAGUGAGUCAUUUUCGACAAUUUCCCCCCACACACCUGAGGUUUCUCAGAGACAGUUUCAAGUUGUACCUGAGGUUUGUACCGUCAAAACUACAGUUCUCUGUCUCGUUCGAAUUGUUAAUCCCGGUGGUAUAUCGGCGAAUGUGUGGGCAGCCACCUUGUAGUGUAUGAGUUGUUAGAUUAAGACGUGAAUGGCCUCAAAAAAUAAGUUAUUUUACAUGAAAAAUGAUAUUUACAAGCACAAAUGCUGCAUUUUAAAUCUGCCCAGUGUUUGUAAAAUUCACUCUGAUCUAACCAUUUCUACAUUUUUUAAAAGUAUUUUUGCUUUAUUUUGUUUUUUAAUCUUUAUAAGAACUGAAGACUUUAGUUCUUAGAAAAUAUUUGGGUCAUUCACUAUAUUGUUGGAAGGACCGGUUGUUUCCUCUGCGCACACUAACUGUGAAAGUUUCAAACUAAACCACUCUCCUCCUACCUCUCCAGACUUGACCCUUAGGGCCAAAAUGACAGGCUGUCAAUGACUGUUUGAUGUUAAUAUGCAAACAGAGACUCUGUCUCUGGAUUUUUUUUUAGUAUGUCAAUCACUUGUCUCUUUUUUGAUAUGCUAAAUGCCUUUUUGGAGAUAAUUUUUCUAGGUUAAGUUGCGAUUUGUGCAUUCUUGUGGAGUCACAUGAUGUACAAUUGCAGAUGGAAGCUGAAAGAAGAAACCACUUCUCUAUUACUUGGCUUUGGAACGUGAAUUUGGUCGAAUUUCUCAUAAUGAGAGAUGAAAAUUUCAGUUCUUUCUUUAAUAUAUAAUUGAAACAGACAACAGAUAAACUGAAAUCAAACAGAAUCUGUCUAUAAACCAAUUUGGAGUCACACAAGAAAAACAGUGUGCUGUAAAGAGCUGGAAUAAUCUAUCAGUGCCAUGUAUUUGUGCAUACAGAGACUGAACUAUACAGCACAUCUGUUGUAUUGAGGAGUUUGCUACAUUGUUGAAAUCUGUUCAGAUUAAAUCUCAACAACAAAAGAGAUAGUGAGCAUCUGACCCCAGCUCAUGAGGUUAAACAGCGGUGCUUUUCUAGUAAGAAAUCAAAUCAGGGAACUAUUAUGUUCAUGUUAAUGUUCUUGGGUUAGAAAUUGCAUGAGGAGCGAGUGCGUCACCAUGGUCACAUCGACACUGAGUGACUGAGCGGAGGGAGAGAAGUGCAACCAAAGAGGCAUGAUGAGCUUGCCUGUCAGUGUGUAGCAACAGGAAAUCAUCUGCAUCUGAUGUCUACCACCUCACACACACACACACACACACACACACACAUACACACACUUAGACACAUGAAACUAGAAGAAAAACUGUAUACAAGAAAACAACUUGAAGCACAUGGCCACACAUACACAAAUAUGCACUGUCUAUUUAAUACAGCAGCGACAUGCGCACAUAAAAAUAUAUAAAAAUGAAUGACACAUAUAAAACUGACAAUAAAACCACACACACAGACACACACACAGACCACAUGAUAGUUUGCUGUCUGAACUUUUGCUGAGCCCAGACUCUGUCAGAAGGAGAAAAUGUGUGUGUAGUUCCCUUUCUAUUGGUCAUCACUUCCUGAGGAAAAACAUGACCACACACACACACACACACACACGCUCACUCACAGUAGUCUCUGCUCCUGUCACUGCCACUGUCACUUCUUGGUCAUUUAGCGGACACUGAAGACUCUGAACCAAAACAGUAGAAGCAGGGUGAGUGGACCGUGCGGUACCCCGUGCGCGCGUGUGUGUGUUGCUGUCAUUCGGUUCAUUAUCUUGUCUGAACAUUAGCUGCUUUGGAUAGCCUUAAUAAACCAACAAGUACAAAGACCAAUCAUGAUCAGGAAGCUGCAGUUAAAUCGUACAUGUAAUCGUGGCAUCCAGUCAGUUAUGUGUGAGCAGACAGCAGCACUGAUCAGUGCGAUACUAGAGGUCAGCCAGUUUUAUUUGAUUUGCCUUGACAGACCGUUUAUCACUUUAUGGACAUGUUUUGGUGUGUAAGCAAGAUUAGCGCGAUAUUUGGUAGCAUCACUGUGUGUGUAGUAAGAGCACCAAUUCAGAUUUUUUUUUUUUUAAUGUGUGUGUGGGGGUGUAUUUCUGCUGUUAAUGCGAGACUCCUUUCAAUAAAACAAAUUAAAAUUAUGAUUAGCAGGACAUUUUAGGAUUAGAGAACAGCCUCGGUUUUGUUUUGUUUUUGUCUCUUUUAAAGAGGGAGGUGCAUUUUCUUUGAUUUAUUCGUACUUAUGUUAAUUUUGCCUCUCUCCUGAUCUGACCUCAGGUUGACUUAGUGUUAUCAGUGCUCAAUUUUCCUAGCUUUUGAAGUUGAAACAAAAAAAGAGAGAGAGACAAAAAUCAAAUUGAAAUCAGAGAAAGGUUGUCUGGAUGCUGUUUUACUCAGAGCUGUGCCAACCAGACAAAACUUGUGGUUUCUAACCUCCCACUGUGUCAAACUUUGAAGAUUUCUGGUGAGUAAAUUCAGUACCAACCAAGUAUGUGGGUUUUCAGACAAGAGGAGACUCUCGAUUCUACUGACAGGGCAGUCCAAACCUCUGCCUGACACCUUGGGUGCACAUGGUUUUCCAUCACUCUCCUGUUUGAUCGUUCAGGUGCAGAGGGGGAGGCCCUUUUCAGGUAAUUCUGUCCACUGUGGCUUCACACCACCAGAAUUUUUUUUAAUGCGUAUGAUGAUGAUUUUUUUCUUUCUGGGUAUUUUUUUCUUCUUUUUUUGCAUUUGAACUGCAUUCGGCCUUUUAAACUUUGCUGGGGUUUUUUAAGUACAUCUCCUACCAUCUCAUAUUGUAAACUAGAUUGCUUAGUCAAAUAAACCACAAUAUUUUUUACAAUGCAUGCUUUUUCCAGUGUCCCACAGCUUCCUUAUGCAGGACUAUCGAGGCAAAACUAAAGCGCACUAAUCUUUUCAAAGAAUUUGUGGGGACUGUGCAGACGUGCAGGCGGGCAUAUCUUUGUUUUAGUCACUGACAGCGAACCACAUACUGUUUUACAUGAAGAGGUCAGGAAGUCACAGAACUCUCUGCACUAACUCUCUUUCUUUCUCUCUCUGUCGCACUUCAACGCAUUCAUGUGCACAGAAAAGCUGGUAAAAUAAACAGCUUACUGUGCAAGAAAGAAAGAAAGAAAGAAAAGAGGAAAAGAACGCUCUCUUCUACAGGGGAAAUACUCUGCAACAUGUCACUUUAUCGUCAGGAUCUCAUAAAAGCAACGGCUAGAAAACUGUUAGACUGUUAGACUAAGGUUUGUUUAGUAACUAUGCAGCUCUUCUUUGUAGUGCACGUCUAUAUUUAUCUAUUUUUCUUCACUUAGCUGUGAUAUAUGAAAAAAAACUUGUUGCUUUUUUUUUUUUGCAAGAAUUUUUUUUCAGCUUUCAUGUGGAAACAGAAUAUAUUUCCAGCCACAUGUGUUGAAUGAGAGAUUGCCUGGUUUGAUAUGCGUGGUUCAGCCCUCGCCUUCAGACAAGUUGAAUAGUUUUUAUUCAAACAGCAAAGAUAAGAGUGUUACUCCCUUGAAUGUAGCAGGGCAGGUUCUCCCUUUACUAAAUAUAUGAGGCUGAUUUCUGUGUUAACGUCUCUCAUGUUCUUAACCGCUCUUUACUCUUGCCUGACUUAUGUUGAAUAGCACUCUUGCUGGAGUGCUGUUAAACACUCAAAAAGAAGAAUUAUGAUGCUGGAUCUUUUCUGACUGUAGGGGUUUUUUCUUCUUCUGCACAUUUUGCAUCUUUAAGUGUUUUUGUUACGCUUUGCUAGUAGUGCUUUAAAAGUAGACAUGGUGGACACCCAGCAGCUCCUGGCCUGGCCUGUUGGCUUCAGUCUGAACACAGCAGAUCUGCCAGAGCUGGAGGACAGCUCCCACUCGCUCGAAAUGAAACAUUUGUCCACGUUUGACUACGCCUCCAUUUCCUCCUCCUCCAUCCCUUCCUCCCUGUCUCCCCCGCUUGUAUCCUCCAUCCCUUCCGCUGGCGUGGCCUAUGACCUAAGUCCACCGCAGAGUGAAGAACACCUGACCAACAUGGACUACACAAACAUGCACAGCUACAGGACACAACCAGACAUGUUCAAUUCCAUCAAGCUGGAGCCCGAGUCACCUCCACAGUACUCAGAUAUUCCCGUGCUAUCCAAGCUCCCAGACGAUACGUCGGCGGCAGCGCUAAACAUCGAGUGCCGCGUGUGUGGGGACAAAGCGUCAGGGUUUCACUAUGGCGUCCACGCCUGUGAGGGCUGCAAGGGUUUCUUCAGACGCACCAUCAGGUUAAAGCUGGUGUACGAUCACUGUGAUCUUCACUGUCGAAUUCACAAGAAGUCGCGUAACAAAUGCCAAUACUGUCGCUUCCAGAAGUGCCUCAACGUCGGGAUGUCACACAACGCUAUUCGUUUUGGCCGAAUGCCUCAGGCAGAGAAGGAAAAACUGCUAGCCGAGUUCUCAUCUGACAUGGAGCACAUGCACCCGGAGGCAGCAGAUCUGAGGGCUCUGGCCCGGCAUUUGUACGAGGCCUAUCUGAAAUACUUCCCUCUCACCAAGGCCAAGGCCAGGGCCAUCCUCUCUGGGAAGACCGGAGACAACGUGCCUUUUGUCAUCCACGACAUGAAGUCUCUAAUGGAAGGAGAGCAGUUCAUUAAUUGUAAGCAGAUACCAGUCCCAGAGCUCCAGCAGCAGCAGCACCAGACCUCCGCUCUUCUACCUGUACACGGAGGCUACACGGAAACGCGCCCAAUGUCAGAGAGUGAGGUUAUGAGAAUGGCAGUCUUCGGUGGACAGGGAGAAGCAGACACUGUGGAGCUGCGUUUCUUCCAGAGCUGUCAGUCUCGUUCAGCAGAAGCAGUGAGAGAAGUGACAGAGUUUGCCAAAAGUAUCCCUGGAUUUGUUGAUUUGGAUCUAAAUGAUCAGGUUACUUUGCUGAAGUACGGUGUGAUUGAGGUUUUGAUCAUCAUGAUGUCGCCUCUGAUGAACAAAGAUGGGACCCUCAUCUCCUAUGGACAGAUUUUUAUGACGCGGGAGUUCCUCAAGAGUCUCAGGAAACCUUUCUGUCAAAUGAUGGAACCAAAGUUUGAAUUCUCCGUCAAGUUUAACACGCUGGAGCUGGACGACAGCGACAUGGCCCUGUUUCUGGCUGUUAUCAUUCUCAGUGGGGACCGGCCAGGCCUGCUGAAUGUGAAGCCCAUCGAGCAGCUUCAGGAGACGGUGCUUCAUUCACUGGAGUUGCAGCUGAAGCUAAACCAUCCAGACUCUCUGCAGCUGUUUGCCAAGCUGCUCCAGAAGAUGACAGACCUGCGUCAGAUAGUCACCGAUCACGUCCAUCUCAUCCAGCUGCUUAAAAAAACAGAGAUAGACAUGUGUUUGCACCCGUUGCUGCAGGAGAUCAUGAAGGACUUGUAUUAGAAUUCAACAGGAGAAGAGGACAAGUACAGAAAGGGGUGAAGAAAAAUACAGUGCUGUGCAAAAGUCUUGAGUCACCCUUGAUUUAAGAAGUAGGUUAGCAGUUUUAUUGAAACAUCUGAAAACACACAUGGGAAUACGUUAUAUAAAUCAAAAACAGAGUGUGUACUUUAAGUAGUUCUCUGGAAUAGUUCUCCAGGCUUCUUGAAGGACAUUCAAAGCUCUUCUUUGGAUGCUGGCUGCCUUUUCUUCCAUUCUCUGUCAACAUGAUCCCACACUGCUACAGUGAUGUUACGAUCAGGGCUCUGGGGGAGAAUAGUCCAUGAUAAUGUGGUAAUGUUCAAUCAUGUGUUUUUCUAUCCAGGUAUGCUUUUACUACAUUGGCAGUGUGUUUGGGAUCAUUGUCAUGCUGUAAAACUAAAAACCAUUGCCAAUCAAACACUUUCUAGAUGCCUUUGUAUGGUAGAUCAAAAUCUGAGCAUAAUUCUCUGCGCUCAAAAUUCAGUUUUGACAACAUCUCCUCCAACACCAUUGGCUGAAAUGUCGCCCCAAACCAUGACAGAGCCUCUGACGUGUUUUACAGGUGGUUUUAAAGAUUCACUGUUGUGCCUCUGUCUUGAUCUACAAACUGACAAGGACAAUGAUUUGAACCAAAAAGUUUAAGUUUGGAUUCAUCACUCCAUUAGACUGGUUGCCUGGAUUUCAGUCCGUUUUUUGUGAAACUUUCUCCUUGUUCCCCUUUCUUAAGAAAGUCUUUUUCAGUGAUGGCCAUUUCUGAUGAGGCUUCACUGAACAGUAGAUGGAUCAGCUGAAGGUGCAGAUGCAUCUCUCAGGUCUUGUGUCAGGUCUUUGCUGGUCUUUUCCUAUUUCUUAACAUACAUUUCAUCUGCUGUUUUUUAGGCCUGCCACUUCUUCCUUUGUCCUCCACUUGUUCUGUUUCUUCAAUUUUUUUAAAGACAUACUGCACACUUUGCUGAGAUAUGCCAAGCUUUCAGCUAACAGCACUCUUGGAAUCACUUUGGUGCUGAAUUUUAUUUUAUGCCUGUCAGACUGUCAAGCUUACCUUUAGCAUUUUUUAUACAUUCAACUAAAUAAAUUAUGCACUUUUGCAAUGGGCUGCUGGUAGCAAAGUGACUAAAGACACAUUUUCUUGGUUGUUUGCUAACUUGUCUGUAAAGUAGACAAUUGCUUAUCCUUACAGUUUGUUGUUGUUUUUUAAUCCUUAAUAGUAAGUGUUGAACAAACAAAACAAAAACAUUCCUCUGAAAAGAACCAGGUAUAAUGACUGGACUACAAAUGAGUGACAAAGCAGUCAAUGUCUACAGAAAAACUUGAACUAAAACUAAAGACAUUCAGAAAACCUGGAGAACAAUUGCUCAAGACCACUUGACCAAAUUACAGGAAACUCUGGCUCCUUCAAAGUAAAAUAUGGAGAAAUGAGAGUGACUGAAGACUUUUGCACAAUAAAAGAGAAUGAAAAGAGAUUGCUUUUAAAAUUAUGAGUUGAGAUUAAGCACUUUGUGCUCUGUGUAUGUGUUUUGGUUAUAAAGUCAUGUAGCCAGACAGACUGACUAACUGAAAUUGAGAAAGAGAUGAGGAAGAUGAGGAAAACAGAAUUCAGGGAAAGAAAUGCAGAAUCUGAGUAUUAGAUCUUGUCUAGACAGUCUGCAUGUGAAUAACUUGUGGUGCACAGUCAUUUUAGCCUCUGCUGAGCCUGAACCCUCUGCUGAGCAGGGUGCCAACUUAAAUAUGAAACUACCACCUAUUGCACCAAAAGUAGCGUCUGGGACAAACUGAAAGUGAGGGGAUUUUCUUACUGGCGAGCUCGAGGGUAAAAUUGUGAAUGUUCAACACAGCCAGCUUCAAGUGCCUCAAGGAGAAAUGUAUCACUGUGAAUAUAUGACACCAUGUCUCAUACAAUACAGUAUGUGUUGUUCGUGUGCAGCUUAUCUACACGGUCAAUUGCAGCCAUCAUAAGCAGCACCAGCAGCAGUGUGUACGUGCUUCAAUACCUCUGUGAAGACGCACAAAUACAUGAAUGCUUACACACACGCUAAAGCAAUGCUCAGACAGUCCUUUUCUGUUUUGGCAUCAGGGUGAAGGUGCUAUCUCUUUUUAAUCAGCUUUAUCCAAAAACAGAAAUCAGAUUAUUGCCUUUAACAUAUUUUAGACGCCUGCAGAAACUGUGAGAAACUGUUGAGCUGACCAAAUGCAAAUUGCCAUGAUGAUGUUUGCUGUUUGCUGAAAAAUAAAAGUGUAUGUGCCAUAUUGUGCCUUCAAGAGUUUAUCUUUAGCUGUUUUUUGUUUUGUUUUUUGUGAAGUUAAUGUCAUUUUAAAAACAUUAUAUAUAUAUUAUACAUAUUACAUGUAUGGUAUGACUUUUUUUUAAUUGUCAGAUACAAUUGAUUUUUUGGCCUUGGUUUUAUUUCAGAUUCUAAAAUACUGGUUUGAGUUAUAAUUUUUGCUAAGAAAUGAUUUUGUAUGUGUGGACCAAAUCUACUAUAUCUGAUCCAUCAAAUGUUGUUUGUGCAGACAAAAAGAGUGGACUGAUAUGUUUGUGGGAAAAACAGAAUAAAGAAGAUGUAAAUAAAAUAUUUUUUAACUUUUUACUUGAA
This is a messenger RNA of Haplochromis burtoni (Burton's mouthbrooder), 8252 nucleotides long. RefSeq names its product peroxisome proliferator-activated receptor gamma (gene pparg). Gene Ontology annotation, biological process: negative regulation of transcription by RNA polymerase II; negative regulation of inflammatory response; hormone-mediated signaling pathway. Gene Ontology annotation, molecular function: zinc ion binding; RNA polymerase II cis-regulatory region sequence-specific DNA binding; nuclear receptor activity. Lineage: Eukaryota; Metazoa; Chordata; Actinopteri; Cichliformes; Cichlidae. The record is from RefSeq and is a predicted model, not a curated record. The transcript has 9 exons. Gene Ontology annotation, cellular component: nucleus. The coding region runs from base 4030 to 5640 and encodes 536 amino acids.